AUGUUAUCCCUUGAUGUUCUAUUAAGCUGCCGUCCUGGAUAUGUCGGUGAACAGUGUGAGAUCUAUGAUCCGUGUGCGAGAAAUCCAUGCGGAAAAUCAUCAGAGUGUGUUGCGAUACCGGACGAGACGGAAGUGAAAGGGGAUCUAUCAGCUCAAAAUUAUCGUUGUCUUUGUGGCAUGGCUGAAGAUAUUGACGAGGAGAACCCGACUGGUGAGUCAGCCGGCUCAAGGAACGGUUACUCGUUGAUUCUCUAA
This is a messenger RNA of Cooperia oncophora, 255 nucleotides long. The record is from the annotation of a GenBank genome assembly. NCBI's taxonomy places the organism in Eukaryota, Metazoa, Nematoda, Chromadorea, Rhabditida, Trichostrongylidae.